GCUGCGAUGACAAUAGAAAUAAAUAAAAUUUAACUAAUUAAAUGAACGUUCAGCAGGUGGAAAUGGAGUCGGAGAGAAAUCUUUAUGACGAAGCCAACGAUAAAAUCAGACUCGGCAAUGAAUUAAAGAAAGCAUUGGUCGAGUUUGAGGAUAUUGCUGGUGUUUCAAAAGUGCAAAGGAAAAUCCAACAGGAACUGAAAUUCUUGGAGAAGGUUAUACGUACCAAAACAUUAAAGGAGAAUCAUAUAACCAGCAGUAACUUUGUCAAUUAUGAAUUUCUUAUAAAAACAUUGCGAUUGCAACAAGGUGUCGUGGAUAUAAAUGCAGUAUUUCCACUCGAAUCGCGGGAUAAUCCUCUGCGUGUUGACAUUGUGGCCAAUAACGGUCUAAAAUGGAUCAAGGUGAUUGCUCGCAAUUCCAGGUCUAUCGAAGACGCUGCCAAAGGAUGUGUGAGCUUUGGUGCACGCAGCGUUCUUGAUCAGGCAGAGGAUUACUUGGAGGCCAGCGAGUUGCACUUCUGCAUGUUUCAGCGUCCCAAGAUAGUCUUUUAUUUCUCCAACAAAAUUGAUAGCUCACUGCAUGAGGAGCUCAAGGGAAUGGGAGUGCAAACAGCAUCUCUAGAAGAGCCUGAUCUGGAUGUAGAUCAAUAUGCAACGGCGUCGGAGGAACUCAAUCUGGAUGUCACUACAAUGCUGGCCUAUUGUAGCGCUCUCACAAACGGACGUUGUAAUUGGGUAUUCAAGGAACCGCUUUUAACCGAACAGGCCGAAAAAGAGCGCGAAGUUCCAGUUAAGCCUAUGAUUGAGAAAAUCCUUCAAGGAAAGCGACUGGUCUGCUGUCAACUGGCUUACGAUGCUUUUCAAAAUAUUCUAACGGUUUUGGGUGGACCCCAUGAAAAGGAAAUUGCUGCCGAGUUUUUGAAAAACGUUACAGUUUAUCCGAAUGUUGACACGAUACCUGCCGAGUUCUCAAAUAUAAGAUUUACGGCAAAUGUUAAUGAGCGAAGCUUAAAGAUCUUUAGUUUCGGCAUGGAACGUAAAAUAUUUACAGUUACAUCAAACAAGGCGUUUGUGAGAUCAGCCAAGAUGCAGGGAAUAAACGUACCCGUAUUUGUACAUGCUUCACGAGCACUCACUGAAAAUAAAGAAGCAACUGCUAAGCCGCUAUAAAUAAAACAUUUUUAGGACAAAUUGUUAACUUUAUAUUAAAUAUAUGUACACGUAAUACAUAAAAACUAAA
Messenger RNA from Drosophila innubila, 1239 nucleotides. Its product is annotated as UPF0415 protein C7orf25 homolog. Bases 42 to 1169 code for a protein of 375 amino acids. NCBI's taxonomy places the organism in Eukaryota, Metazoa, Arthropoda, Insecta, Diptera, Drosophilidae. The record is from RefSeq and is a predicted model, not a curated record. The transcript has 4 exons.